This is a messenger RNA of Ruditapes philippinarum (Manila clam), 2432 nucleotides long. RefSeq lists its product as uncharacterized. The record is from RefSeq and is a predicted model, not a curated record. The transcript has 2 exons. Bases 80 to 1126 code for a protein of 348 amino acids. NCBI's taxonomy places the organism in Eukaryota, Metazoa, Mollusca, Bivalvia, Venerida, Veneridae.
AGGGUGUUUGUUCUUUUUUUUUACAUAUUAGAAAUGUAUAACACUAUUUUACUUACUUAAGGUACCCGUGGUGUUUACUAUGAGCUAUUACCAAACGGAAGGGUCAAAAACAACUGAAACGAACCCUAGAUAUGUGUGUAAGAAGUGUGUCGACAAGUCCCGUUCAUACAACAGCCAAAGUGAAUGCAAGAGACAUAUACAAACAUUUCACUACGGGUUCAUGUACCAAUGUACUGGAUGCAAGAAAGUUUAUACAAGGAAAAUAAAAAGAAAACACAACUGUUCAAGUAAAAGUAGAUAUGUCCUUAUUCACAAAGAGUCUGGACUAAUAGAGACCAGUGCCGUUCAAAAAAGAAAAUACCUUGACGAUCAAAUUAAUAAUGAUAUUCAAAAAGAGUUUAAUUCAUUGCCAUUGCAACUGCCUUCUCGUGACCUGGAAUCCAUAACAGGGGUAAGCAAUUAUAAACAUUAUAAGAUAAUGAACAUAUACCAUCCAUAUAGACUGAAUCAUAUUAAACCUCAACUACAACAAAUCCAAAAGGGGGCAAAUCCAGGUUUAGAUUUGGAUUUUGUUCCUGAUCCAUCGGAAAUCAUAAUCAGUCAACCGCUUGCAUUUGAUGAGAAUGAAGUUGAACCCGGGUAUUUUAGCGAUAUUCUAACCACGUCAAAUGAACUAAGCCAGGUGAUUACUGAAAAUUCUCUUGUACAAAAUAUUCAACUUCAAGGAGGCAGCGACUCCGGUUUAAAGCACAAAGAUCAGUUUGCAUUUGAUGACAAUGAAGUUGAACCCGCGUCUUUUAUUGAUAUUCUAACCACGUCAAGUGAACUAACCCAGGUUAUUACUGAAUAUUCUCCUGAACAAAAUAUCCAACUUCUAGGAGGCAGUGAUUGUGGUUUAAAGUACGAAGAUAAGUUUGCAUUUGAUGACAAUGAAGUUGAACCUGAGUCACCUAGCGAUAUUCUAAACACGUCAAAUGAACUAAGCCAGGCUAUUACUGAAUAUUCUCCUAAACAAAAUAACCAACUUCAAGGAGACAUUGAUUGCGGUUUAAAGUACGAAGAUGAGCUUGAAAAAAUGGUUGGAAAGGAAACAGAAAUUAUAAACCAUAAUUUGGUACAAACUUAACAUUGGCAGGCCGAUAGUAUUAUUCUAUGCGUAGGAGGAAAUCCUUUCGUCAUCAGAAAGUCAACAUUAAUGAAAGGACCGAAGUCCUUUAUUUCUAAACUGUGCAAACUAAAUGUUACCCCAAAAUCACAAAUAUUUAUAGACAGAGACCCGUCACACUUCAAAUUCAUUCUGAAUUUUCUAAUGUACGAUUGCGUGAUGCCCAUUGGCUGUCUUCCAAAUGAUUUGCAAGUUUUAAAUGAAUUGAGAGAAGAGGCUAUUUAUUUUUGUCUACCCAAACUUGAAGAUGACAUACAAAGAAAAAUCGAAAUUAUGGAAGCAUUUUAAUCGUUUCUUGAUUUUAAAUGACAUUUCAAUAAACUCAGUAUUUGCUUGAAAAUGAUUAGCUGCUUUCUUAACCGAAACAGACAUCUACAUCAAAAUGUAAAGGUGAUGCAAGAACGGGAAAUAAAGAAUUUAGAAAAACCUAAACCAAAUACAUGAAUAAUCUAAAAAUAGUUUUCCCGUUUGUCGUACGUCAACGCGUAAGAAUUACGACGUUAUUCAGACAAUUUGUUGGACGAACAGAGUUAUUCUUACUACGCAUGUGAUAAACGAAGUUAUUCAGACAACGUGGUCGAUAAAUGCAGCUGACAACGUUUAUGAUAAAUGAAGCUUACAUCGCGUGCUAUAAAGGAAGUUAUUCAGACAACGUGAUCGCUAAAUGCAGCUGACAACGUUAAUGAUAAAUGAGGCUUACAACGCGUGUGAUAAAGGAAGUUAUUCAGACACCUUGGUCGAUAAAUGCAGCUGACAACAUUUAUGAUGAAUGAGGCUUACAACGCGUGUGAUUAAGGAGGUUAUUCAAACAUAGUGUAGGGGCGUCCUUGGCCGAGUGAUUAAGGUCUUUGACUUCAAACCACUUUCCCCUCACCGCUGUGAGUUCGAGUCCCGAAAGGGACUUUGGAUUCACUCAUGUGAGGAAUGUAUCCAACUAGCUUACGGAACGUAGGUGGUUCUACUCGGGUACCCGUUCGUGCCUGAAAUAAUGCACGGAAGGGCACCUGAGGUCUUCCUCCACCAGUAAAGCUGGAACGUCGCGAUAUGACCUAUACAAUGUCGAUGUGACGUAAAACCCAAAACAAACAACAGACAAAGUGUACGAUAAAUGAUAUUGGCAACGCGUGAAGUUAUUUUGACAUCGCGUGUGAUAAACAAAGCAAUUUUGUUAUUAACAAAUAUUGUAUCAUAGUUUUGGGAUCUUUAUGUUGCAAAUGAGUGAAAUCGUAUUAAUUUUUGUAUUUCGAAUUAAAAAUAUUCCUAGAGG